Molecule: messenger RNA, 1701 nt
Organism: Cyphellophora europaea CBS 101466
Lineage: Eukaryota; Fungi; Ascomycota; Eurotiomycetes; Chaetothyriales; Cyphellophoraceae
Exons: 4
Coding region: 1-1701 (566 amino acids)
Biological process (GO): transmembrane transport; intracellular polyamine homeostasis
Molecular function (GO): polyamine transmembrane transporter activity
Source: RefSeq, a predicted model, not a curated record
AUGGGCUCUCCCGAGGAUGACAAGACUACUACUGCUCACGAUCAUAUCAUUGAAGAGAGCUCAGUCGGGGUGAGCGCCUACGAUCCGGAGAAAGUACGCCGGCCUACAAAUGAUACAACAACACUGCAUUCUGUUGACUCUGUGCCUUCUACUGUCGCCGACAACAAUCAACGAGAUGCCGAAGCGGCACUACAAAGGAUUCGAACACCCAAACAGAAGCUCGUCAGGGUCCCGAGAAAGCAGCGUCGAGGGUGGUUCGCGACUUUUGCUCUCAUUCCCGAGGUGACAAAUCCUUACGAUUACAAGGAUAGCACAAAAUGGUUCAUCACCUUCAUCGUGUCGAUUUCUGGAGCUGCUGCGCCGGUCGGAUCCGCGAUUAUAUUCCCGACUCUAGAGCAGGUGACUAGGGAGCUACACACUACUCCCGUCAUCACCAAUUUGACAGUCGCGCUAUAUAUGUUGAGUAUGGCCAUCUUUCCCCUAUGGUGGUCCGCCUUCUCCGAAGCGUCGGGCCGACGAUCUGUCUACAUUGCCUCGUUUGCGCUAUUUGUCGUGUUCUCGAUCCUGAGUGCUAUUUCCCAGUCGAUUGGCAUGCUAAUCGCCAUGCGCAUGUUGGCUGGUGGUGCUGCGGCAUCGGUUCAAGCUGUGGGUGUGGGCACGAUUGCUGAUGUGUGGCUAUCCGAGGAGAGAGGCAGGGCGAUGGGUUUCUUUUACCUGGGGCCCUUGUGUGGCCCGUUAUUCGCACCCAUCCUUGGUGGCAUUGUUGGUGAACGAUGGAGUUGGCGUGCUACGCAAUGGGCACUGGUCAUUUAUGGCGCAUUGACAUGGACGCUCGUCUUCUUCGGCCUGCCAGAGACACUCAAGUCAACGUCCAACCUGAUCGGAGCAGCCAGUGAAGAAGUCGAAGGUACUGAUAAUCCACUCGGGCCUACCAUGAGCCGCACAUCAACCCGCGAAUCGGUUCAGCAACGGUCCAAGCAGUAUAUCCGCUUACUGCGAAUGCUAUUCAUCGAUCCGCUCAAGAUCUUCGUAUACCUACGCUAUCCGGCUGUCUUCCUUACUAUUUACUACGCCAGCGUGACGUUUGGCACUCUUUACGUUUUAAACAUAUCAAUUACGUAUACCUUCGAGCGGGCACCAUACAAUUUUACAACUCUGAUAAUCGGCUUGCUCUACCUGCCCAACUCUCUGGGUUACAUCCUUGCCAGUGUGCUUGGCGGCCGAUGGAUGGACUACAUCAUGAAGCGUGAGGCGGUGAAGGCGAACCGAGUCCGCGAAGGCAAGCUGGUCUAUCAACCAGAGGACCGCAUGCGCGAAAACGCUUGGCUUGGAGCACUGUUGUACCCAGUGGCUUUGAUCUGGUUUGGCUGGACGGCUGAGAAGGGUGUCUAUUGGUUGGCUCCGAUGAUUGCCAACUUCUUCUAUGGCAUUGGUUCGAUGCUUAUAUUUGCGAUGGCGACAACAAUGCUCACGGAGUUUAUGCCUCAACGGUCAUCGUCCGGCGUUGCCUUGAACAAUUUUGUCCGGAACAUCUUCAGCUGUGCUGGCGGUAUCGUGGGCGCUCCGUUGAUCUCGGCGAUUGGCAAUGGGUGGCUGUUCACCAUCCUUGGGCUAUGGGCCCUGUCCAGUGCCAGCGUCAUCUGGGCAAUGAGAAGAUUCGGGCCACGUUGGAGAAUCAAGAUGGAGGAAGACUUUGGGUAG